CUCAGGAUUCCGAGUCAGGGCCAUGAUCAUUCAAUCUGCAGUUGCACAUCUGCAUCGAGAAAAGCUUGCGCGUUUAGAAACAUUUGGCAAUCAGCCUUGUCCAUUGCAAGAUGGCAUGGUCACUGUCGGAGAAAUGAAAGUACAGCGUGCGUGACUUGAAAGGCAAAAGCUUUCACGGAGGAACAUGGCCCGGGCGUCACAGGAAGCAGUGGUCCAUGACGAAGAGUAUGUGGAUGCCCUCUACAAAUUUGCCAUGGAGUAUCAUGCUCAGGACCUGGCAGAGAUACUGCUGAAGCCAGACGAUGACCUGCAUUACGCUGUACACGUCAGCUUCCAAGAGCUGCACGGCGACGAGCGCUUUGAGGCCAUGGCCAACCUGCUGUGCUGCAAACCGCGGUGGCUGCUCCCGCUGUUCGACGAGGCCCUGAGCAAGGCGCAGGUGGACAUCGCCGAUGUGCACGAGCUGCAGGAGGACAUGAGCUUCAAGGCGCAUGUGCACGCACGCGUUACGCUUAUGGAGUGCCCCGAAAUGAAGCCGAGCAUAAGCCGCAUCCGAUGCGAGGACAUUGGGCGGAUCCUCGCCGUCCGAGGCACUAUCAUCCGGACAGGCGCGGUGAAGAUGCUUGAGGGGGAGCGGGAGUACGAAUGUGCCAAAUGCAAGCUCCGGUUCAAGGUGACCCCACAGUUGGAGCAAGACAACAAGCUCACCCUCCCGGCAUCAUGCCCCUCGGACCGCACCAAGCCGUGCAAGAGUGUGACCUUCAACUACGUGGACGAAUCCAAGGUGUGCCACGACUACCAGGAGAUCAAGAUCCAGGAAGAGAUGCACGGGCUGGGGGUCGGGUCAGUCCCCCGGUCGAUUGUGGCGGUGUUGCAGGACGACCUGGUGGACUACUGCAAGGCCGGGGACGACGUGGAAGUAACGGGCGUCCUUUGCUGCAAGUGGAAGCCGGUCAUGAAGGGCGUCCGGUGCGACCUGGAAAUGGUGAUACUCGCGAACAGCGUUCGCAAGGCGAGCGCUGACAAGGCCGCCGUCGACCUCUCCCCUGAGACGGUCUACAAGUUUCAAGAGUACUGGCGCCAGUUCCUUGACUGCCCCCUCAAGGGCCGGAACGGCAUCCUCAAGGGUAUCUGCCCACAAGUUUACGGUUUGUUUACGGUGAAGCUAGCGGUCGCGCUGACGCUUAUUGGGGGGGUGGCGCGAGUCGACAAGUCGGGAACGCGGGUCAGGGGGGAGCCGCACCUGCUCAUCGUAGGCGAUCCAGGCACUGGCAAGUCCCAGUUCAUGAAGUACGCCGCCAAGUUGAGCGCGCGUUCCGUCGUGACCACCGGAAUGGGCAGCACGGGCGCGGGCCUUACAGUUACUGCCGUCAGAGAUAAUGGCGAAUGGAUGCUGGAAGCCGGGGCCCUGGUCCUAGCGGACGGCGGUUUGUGCUGCAUCGACGAGUUCGACGGAAUCCGCGAAGCCGAUAGGGCAACCAUCCACGAGGCCAUGGAGCAGCAGACGCUGAGCGUCGCAAAAGCGGGACUCGUCACAACGCUCAACACGCGGUGCACCGUCUUCGCGGUCUGCAACCCAAAGGGGCAAUAUGAUCCAGAUAAUACACUCGAGGUGAACACGUCGCUGGCCGCGCCGCUCCUCAGCCGCUUCGACAUCGUGUUGGUUCUGCUGGAUACCAAGAACCCCGACUGGGACCGGAUAGUGUCCUCUCACAUUCUCACAGAACACAAGAACGCCCACCGUGCCGACGAGGACACUUCAAUUUCGAGCCCCACACCCUCCGCGUUAUGGACAAUCGACAUGCUCCGGAGUUACAUCUACUACGUCAAGGCCGCUUUUCAGCCGACGCUAACCCCAGAAGCGGAGCGGGUUAUUGUUAACUACUACCAGUUACAGCGGCGGUCGAACGCGGGUAACCGUAACCAGGCGCGGACGACGAUCCGAAUGCUCGAGAGUCUGGUGCGAAUAGCUCAGGCCCACGCGAGGCUCAUGUUCCGUCACGAGGUCCUCCGCACCGAUGCCGUCGUCGCCGUGGUGACGAUCGAGUCGUCCAUGACGACGUCAGCAAUCCUGGAGAACAUGACGAACGCGCUCCACUCUAGUUUCAAGGACGAACCGGACGCUGAGUACCGGGACAUCGAGGCGCAGAUCCUGACCGCACUCGGGAUCCCCCCGCCGUCGGAUGAGGAAAGGGCUGCUGAAAUGACACGUGGGAGGCACGAAGAGGGGCCGUGUGGAGACCAGGAAGGAGAGAAAGAUGCGGAGGUGACACGUGGCGGGCAGGAAAGCGAGCCGGGUACUGAGAGUGCGGCAAAAGGGGCGGAAGGAAACGAACGGCGGGAGAUGGGUUUGCUUGUGGACGUUGGACGGAGCUUCGAAAGUGAGGACGCUUCUGGCGAGGAUGGAGAUCUCCUUCUGAGACCCGAUUCCGGGGGGUUGCAGGGCAGAGAAAGUGAACCCCCCGAGGCGCUCGGGUCACAGCUGGAAAUGGGCGAACGGAGCCCGAGCAGAGAGAACGAGGAUGGCGGGAAUUGCGAAAAUCCGGACAGAAGGUGCGGAACCAGCGAAGAAGCACAGACCGUCCGAAACAUGGGGGUAGAAGAUCAGACGGUGGGAAAUGAUCCCGGGGUCGGCGAGGCUGCCACGUGGCAGGCCGAGGCACGCGCGCUGGAGGCCCGGCUCAGGGGCUUCCGGCAGGCGGGGGUUGACGUCAGCACGACGGAUGACGUCGGGGAACGGCAGAAAGCAGAACGUUGGACACGCGCGGACGGGGAGCGGUCGGGCGGCCCGUCAAGCAAAAGGGCGGACGGUUGUCGGACCGGCGGAGUGUCGGGAGUACGACGGGAAGCGGACGCUUUACUGGGUUCGGACUCGGAAGCCAAGGGAGUGGAAACGGGGGGCUUGCACGGGGCGCCGAAUGCCCCCAGUGAAGGCACCGGGGUCAGCAAAAAUCCCGUUACGAAAAACGCGGAUGCGGAAAACCGGGUUGCAGGAAACCCGGGAACGGAGCUGCCGGUGUGUCUGUCCCCCCUGGCAAGGAGAACGAGCGCCUCGCUGGCGGGGGCGGGGAGCGGCCACGUGGGCGCGGCGGGCGGCGGACACGUGGCAGCCGAAGACGGGGCGGGGCCGAGUGGCGACGUGGCUGUGAAAGGGAAGAAGUGCGCAGGAAGGGGUUCGUUGUCUGGGGGUUCUUCGGGGGAAGACGUUUCGCAAGCUUUUGGGGGUUUUGAAAGGAGAAUUUCCGAAAGGGGAGCUGAAAAUGCAGCCCUUGAAAGAGAGCCUGUUUCGGAAGCAACAGGAGAGCAUGCAGGUAAAUGCGACAGGCCAGAAGGCGCAUCGGAUCGUCGAACAGACGGGACCGGACGGGGGCAUGACGAUUUUGCGGGUCAGGGGUUGGAAACUGUUCGGGCAGACCGUGGGGUUAACGUAACUGGCCAGCACGACGCAAACGGAUUGACGAUUGAACCGGGAAGGGAGCCUCCAUCAAGUGAGGAAGCUCAAGAGUCUUCAGGGCCGGCGCGUCCUUUGAGCGCGACUUCGCGGUUUGGCUCCAGCGAGACGAGUGCGCUGAUUAGGACGUUGACACAACGACUAGCUAGGCCGUCCCAAAAAGCCUCCGAUCCAGCGAACGGUGUCAGACCGCCCUGUCCGGAGCCCCAGCUGCGGGCUCCCUCUAACCAAGGCGGAUUAGAAAGUAACCCAGUGGCGCCAUUGGCCGAUAGGGCUGUGAAUGCAGCAAGCGGGCCAAAGGCUCAAGCGGGAGGUUUAGGCAUGCUUCGAAAGAGGUUACAGGGCAGGCGGAGUGCUGAGGAGUCAGAAGAUGCGAAUUGGCUGUCGGACGAGCAGUGGGGAAUAAGUUCUCCGGGCGCCAAACGGGCGAGGAACACUUGACUGUUGCUGGUUCGUUCUAACUGACAAAAGAGGCAGCACGUGCGGUAUUUUAGCAAUAUGGGGAGAUCUGCUAAAGUCACGUGUGCUCAUACUGCUUUCUUUGCUGAUCAACGGUCUGGCA
Messenger RNA from Klebsormidium nitens, 4013 nucleotides. Lineage: Eukaryota; Viridiplantae; Streptophyta; Klebsormidiophyceae; Klebsormidiales; Klebsormidiaceae. The record is from the annotation of a GenBank genome assembly.